Molecule: messenger RNA, 8320 nt
Organism: Solea solea (common sole)
Lineage: Eukaryota; Metazoa; Chordata; Actinopteri; Pleuronectiformes; Soleidae
Gene: egfra
Product: epidermal growth factor receptor a (erythroblastic leukemia viral (v-erb-b) oncogene homolog, avian)
Exons: 28
Coding region: 181-3765 (1194 amino acids)
Biological process (GO): protein phosphorylation; positive regulation of kinase activity; cell surface receptor protein tyrosine kinase signaling pathway
Cellular component (GO): signaling receptor complex; basal plasma membrane
Molecular function (GO): ATP binding; epidermal growth factor binding; epidermal growth factor receptor activity
Source: RefSeq, a predicted model, not a curated record
GGACUGAGCCGCAGAUAUCUACGAGGAGGAGGAGCAGCAGUCGAAGUUUAACUUUCCUACAGAAGGAAAAGACCUAAACCAAACGAGAAGGGAGAGUUUUGACGUCUGGACGAAGCGGAAUAUCGCAUCUUGUUGGCAUGGAAUGACACCUCGAUCCCCGGGAUCUUUGGAAAAACAACGAUGGCAACCAGUUUUGUGAAGUGGAUCAGUCUCACCUCUCUGCUCUGCCUGGGCUCCUGUGUGCUGGCGGAAAAGAAAGUGUGCCAAGGAAUCUCUAAUCGCUUAAACCUUCUGGGCUCCAAGGAAGACCACUACCAGAACAUGGUGAAGACCUACAGCAACUGCACUGUAGUCCUGGAGAAUCUGGAAGUGACCUACAUGGAGGAGCACCGUGACCUGUCCUUCCUCAGGUCAAUUGAAGAAGUGGGCGGUUAUGUCCUGAUCGCCCUCAACACAGCCCCAAGGAUUACUCUGGAAAACCUGCGUAUCAUUCGCGGUCAUUCUCUCUAUGAGGGAAAGUUUGCUCUCACUGUUCUUGCCAAUAAGGACAAAGCUACAGGUCAGAGCACCAGAGAGAUUGUUCUCACCAGCCUGACGGAAAUUCUCGAAGGAGGCGUUAAGUUCGGGUCCCACCAGCUGUGCAACGUGGAGACGAUUCAGUGGUACGAUAUCGUCAACGCGGACCGCAAACCCGUCAUGGAGCUGCCGGAGGCCAGCAACAAUCCACUUUGUAAACCAUGUGACUCGAGCUGCUUCAAUGGUUCAUGUUGGGCAUCUGGUCCUGAAAACUGUCAAACUUUAACAAAGCUGAACUGUGCACAGCAGUGCUCUAAGAGAUGCAAAGGACCUUCACCGAGCGACUGCUGUAAUGAGCAUUGUGCUGCCGGCUGCACAGGACCACGGCCCACUGACUGUCUGGCUUGUCGGGACUUCCAGGAUGAUGGGGUGUGCAAGGACUCGUGCCCGGGCCUCUGGCGCUACGACCCCAAUCUGCACCAGCUGGUGCCCAACCCACAUGGAAAGUACAACUUCGGGGCCACGUGUGUCAAGAGCUGCCCUCAUAACUAUGUUGUGACGGAUCAUGGGGCCUGUGUGCGGACGUGCAGUGGUAAUACAUACGAGGUGGAUGAGGGCGGAGUCAGGAAAUGUGCCAAGUGUAUCGGACUGUGCCCCAAAGUGUGUAACGGACUCGGCACAGGAGACCUGGUGCGCACGCUCUCUAUUAACGCCACCAACAUCGACUCCUUUAAAAACUGCACAAAAAUAAACGGCAACAUUGCCAUCAUCAAAACGUCCAUUCAUGGGGACACAUAUACCAAAACACCGAAGAUGGACCCCGCCCAGCUUGAUGUGUUCAAGACAGUUAAGGAAAUUACUGGAUACUUGUGGAUUCAAACGUGGCCAGAGAGCUUGAGCUCACUCAGCCCCUUUGAGAAUCUGGAGAUCAUUCGAGGAAGAACUAAACGCGGGAGCCGCAGUGUGGUUGUGACUCAGCUCGGCAUCACCUACCUGGGCCUUCGUUCACUCAAAGAGAUUAGUGAUGGCGAUGUGGUGAUCUUUAAGAACCAAAACUUGUGCUACACCAAUAAAGGCCACUGGGAGGCGCUCUUCAAAUCAAAAAGCCAAAGUGCCACUGUUGGGGAAAAUUCUAAUGCUGACACAUGUGAUCUGAGAAACAACACUUGCGACAGGAAGUGUACCACAGACGGCUGCUGGGGUCCCGGCCCAGACAUGUGCUUUGCCUGCCGUGACUACAGCCGCGAUGGGAGCUGUGUUGACUCCUGCAACAUCCUUGAGGGAGAGUCACGGGAGGCAGUCGUGAACAAAACCUGCGUGGAGUGUCACCCCGAGUGUCGACGCAUGAACGGGACUGCAACCUGUAGUGCACCUGGUUCUGGAAAUUGUACUAAGUGUGCCAGCUUCCAAGAUGGACUGUUCUGUGUGCCUCGCUGUCCCCAAGGCGUGCCAGGGAAGGAUGAAGCACUUGUGUGGAAAUACGCAGAUGAGAUGAAAGUGUGCCAGCUUUGCCACAAGAACUGCACUCAAGGGUGCACCGGCCCUGGUCUUGAAGGCUGCCAUAUUAAACGCCCAUCUGGUCUGUCCAUGGUUGCAGCUGGUGUGGUUGGAGGGCUGCUGGCUGUUCUUAUUGCAGGCCUGUCUGUUUUCGUGUUGCUACGCCGACGCCACAUCAAGAGGAAGAGGACCAUGCGCAGGCUGCUCCAAGAGAGAGAGCUGGUUGAGCCUCUAACUCCGAGCGGAGAGGCACCGAACCAGGCUCUGCUGCGGAUCCUGAAAGAGCCUGAAUUUAAGAAAAUCAAAGUGCUGGGAUCAGGCGCUUUUGGCACAGUUUAUAAGGGCCUGUGGGUUCCAGAGGGAGAGGAUGUGAAGAUCCCAGUGGCCAUCAAGGUUUUAAGAGAGGCCACAUCACCAAAAGCAAACAAAGAGAUCUUGGACGAGGCGUAUGUGAUGGCCAGUGUGGAACACCCUCAUGUGUGUCGCCUGCUUGGCAUCUGCCUGACCUCCACUGUGCAGCUCGUCACCCAGCUGAUGCCAUUCGGCUGCCUGCUGGACUACGUCAAAGAGAAGAAGGACAACAUUGGCUCUCAGCACCUGCUCAACUGGUGUGUGCAGAUUGCCAAGGGUAUGAACUACCUGGAGGAGCGCCACUUGGUACACCGUGACUUGGCAGCCAGAAACGUUCUAGUGAAGACUCCUCACCAUGUCAAGAUCACAGACUUUGGGCUGGCUAAACUCCUCAAUGCAGAUGAGAAGGAGUACCACGCAGAUGGCGGCAAGGUACCAAUAAAAUGGAUGGCUCUCGAAUCUAUCCUGAACAGGACGUACACACACCAGAGUGAUGUAUGGAGCUAUGGUGUGACAGUCUGGGAGCUGAUGACAUUUGGGACCAAACCGUAUGAUGGGAUUCCAGCCAAUAAAAUAGCUGGAGUCCUAGAGAAAGGGGAGCGACUGCCUCAACCGCCGAUCUGCACCAUAGAUGUUUACAUGAUCAUGGUGAAAUGUUGGAUGAUUGAUGCAGACAGCAGACCUCGGUUUCGGGAACUAAUAGCCGAGUUUACAAAGAUGGCACGGGAUCCGUCUCGUUAUCUUGUCAUACAGGGGGACGACCGCAUGCACCUACCGAGUCCCACAGACACUAAGUUCUACCGUAGCCUGAUCAGUGGGGAGGACAUGGAGGACGCUGUGGAUGCAGACGAGUACCUGAUGCCACAACAUGGCUUCUUCAGCAGUCCAAGCACCUCCCACACGCCACUGCUUCACUCAACAAGUCUCAACAGCAGCAUCGGAACAUGUCAUGGCAGAAAUGGAUUACAAAAUGGAUUCCUGAGCAGAGACGGGAGCGUUGUCCUCCGGUACAUUCCUGACCCCACUGACAAAUUUCUCGAUGACGCCUUCUUGCCAGUACCGGAAUAUAUUAACCAGAACGGAAUCUCAGACAUGAUGAAUCCCAUUUACCAGCAACCGGGUCCGCCUCGCACACUCCUUCCCACUAUCUCCUCAGACGACACAGAGACGGAAUACCUGAACUGCUUUAAGAACGGGGCCGAUGGGCCCGAGUACCUAAACGACAUCCCAUCCCCCGCCAUCCUCCCACAUACCGCCAACGGCAAAGUCCACAGCAUUCAGAAAUACCAGAACAGCAUAGACAACCCUGAUUACCAACAGGACUUCAGCCCCAUGUUCAAGACACAUGCAAACGGACACAUCCCAGCGGCAGAGAACGCAGAGUAUCUGGGUCCAGACUGACGACUGGGAUGGAUGCGAAUGAGAAAUGAAAGACAGUUUCCUGAGCAGUGGUGUCUUUGAUGGGAGAGCAUAUACCUAACUAUAUACCAUCAGUUUCCAUACAUGUCGUAUCCUGUCUCACAGAGUCAGGUGACACUCUGCAGCUUUCCAUGUUGUUUGCAUGUUGUCAUAACUCAUGUAAAACUGGUCCCAUUUCAAAGACUUUUCUUCUUACAGUCAAAUAAUAAAGGGCCUUUUCUUUGUCUUGAUGAAAGCUGGACGAACACUGAUUCAUGGUAUGACUCAGUUGACCUGAGAGUUUCUGGACGAGACCGAACCGUCUAAAAGUGGUGCCCCCCCCCCCUGUGAGAAAGUGAAAAUCUCUUUUGAAUAUCUCAGAAAAUGCUCUACUCAAAAUGCUGUACAUGACCCAAAUGUGACUGUGGAGGAAUUCUGAUCGAAGGAUGUAAAUGGCUGAAUUCUUUUGCGAGGCAGAAGCUUCUUUUGCAAAGGAAAGACACUGGUAGCUCAGCCCGGAAACACACACUUUAGGUACACAUGUUUGUAGAAUCACAGAUCACAGGUUCAAGAGACACAAUCAGCAAAGAGUAUUGAUACGUUUGAAAUGAAAGGGUUUGACGACACACAGUGGAGCACUCCGCUUGACACUGAUAUGAAGCCUCACAGAACAAUUUAUCUCUGAAGUCAGGAAGAUGAUGAAAGGGGAGUGAGAUACUGGAUUGACUGUUGGGCCCUCAGGGGCCUGAUGACACUCUUCCUGAAGGAUGAGUCAGUGAGAACGCAGGAUGUCGCAAUGUGUCGAAUGUACUGUCAGUUUAAAGGGGAAUACUGUUGAAUUAUAAUCUAUAUAACUUUGAACAUGUUACCUUUUGUGCUCUAAGAUAGUUCUGUGUGUGUGUGUGUGUAUGUGUAUGUGUGUACUUGUAUUUGUUACCUCUUUAGGACCCUUUCUGGCAUUAACAAUGACCUUGUCAAGGCCAGCAGUCCUCACGGAGGCCAAAACCUGGUCCUAAUGAGGCAGAAACUUAUUUAUGAGAAACUUGUUAAGUUUAGGGCUAAGAUUUAAAUUCAGGUUAUGGUUAAGGUUAUAGAUGACACUUUGUUUAGGUUGUCCAAGUGAAUGAAAGUCAAUGUAAGUCCUUAAAAGGAUAGCUGUGUAAACCCGGGUGUUUGGUUGUGUGAGUCAGCCCCUCUUGUUUGCCCUUUUGUGUGAUACCACGGCAACUAUGUUUGGAAUGCGUUGAUAAAUAUGGCAAAUGUGACUGUGGUCAUAUUCACACUGCUCCGACUUUUUGUUGCUGAAACAGUGUCACACUUUUUGUGGAAAAACAUAAUGUUGGCUAAACUAAACUCUAUACUUUUAGUGUAUUAGUUUACUUUCUUUUCCAGCCCUGUUACAAGUUAUUCCCCAUUAAUAGAAAAAAAAAAAUUGAAUACUCCAGACUAAACUGCAAGUUUGUACAUUCUCUCUACAACCAUUCCAGUUGAUUUUUGUGUUUUUUUUUAAAUGCUGUCUUAUUUAAUUACUGUCUUAGUUCAUGCGAGUAACUUGUUUGUAAUUUUUAACACAAAUAGUAUUUCCCUGUAAACCUGAUAUAUUUCAGAGACAGUUUAAAUAGUUCUGUGUCACUUGAGAAACUAAGAAUGUUUCUGAUGUUUGUGUUAAUCUAUUCCAUUACUGGGAGAUUUUUCCUUGACUUUUUUUUUUCCCCAUUGGUAUAGAACAUUGUUUCACGCAGGAUGUUGAGACUACCAUUUUGCUCCUAUCUGUAAAGUCUUUCAAGAGCAUUAACUUAGAAAAUGUUAUUCCUAGUUUUAAAGGGAUAUCCUAUUGUAGCAAGCUGUAAAGCCUACCUUUGCUGAUUUUACACAGGUACAUGUACAGAAAACAGUAGAUGUUGCUGUAAUAUACUCCGAAACAGUUACCUAUAAUUUAUCAGUACACGAUUUUGUCACAUCAUAAGUGAAUAUGCACUUGUUUCUUAAUUGUAAAAAGUGAAUAUGAAUAAAUAUUUUUUUUCUAUGGAAAUAGAUGUGUGUAAUUAGCUUUCAAGAUGAUUGAAUGAAGAGUGAAACCUCUCUGAUGACGUUUUGCGACCACAAUGGGAUUUGCCAUUGAUGAACAAAUCAAUAGUUGCUUGUGUAAAAGGACCUUAAUUUAGUCUCACUUGUAUUGUGGUAGGUCAUCUGUUCAAAAGUGAUGCUUUUAUUUUGAAACGGUAAAAUACCGGAAGUCUGAGAAAGUGCCAAUUAAGACUGCCAGUCUUUAAGUUGUUUUAGUGCCUGGCUGACAAUGGCACAAGGUCUGUAUAUGUCUAAUUUGGUAUUAUGUGUGUCUUGAGUUGGUUUUAAUCUCAGUUAGUACUUUUAGUUAGUAGUAAUUCAGUCAUGUGAAUGUGAAUGUUAUGCUAGUAGCAUCACUUCAUCAUUACGUUAUUAGCAUCAUCCUAUGUGUGAGUUAUUUGCACAGUUAACUCUUUUAUAUGCACAGAUAAUCAAGAAACUGUUUUGUUUUGUUUUGUUUUGUUAUUGGAAUAUUCCUAUAGUAUGGUUUUGUUUACUGAAAUAUUAGCAAUCCAGUAGAGGAAGAGGAGGAGUUAAAGGGAGCUAGUUCCUAUGCUCAUGUGAGUAAAAACUAUUAAUUUUAUUUCAUUUGUUGUCUUUUCACCAGCUCUAAGGAUGCUGACAUUUCAGAGAGAGGAGGCGCACAAAAAGGAAAAAAGGGGCUCAUUCAUCUUUAUGAACAUUGGAAGACCGAGGCUCACAAGGCCAGAGAGCAUCUUAAGUCAGACUUAAGUGAGAGUAAAUUUGCAAGUCUUACAGAUAUUCUGGAAAAAUUAAAGAUGAUGUCAUUAACAUUUAUAUGGAAAUAAGAGAUCAAAGGAUAUUUUUAAAAUAGCCCAUUAAAGGAUAGUAGCCAAUAAGCAUAGAUGAAGAGUUUGACUGUGAAAUAGUAAGGUAACAAGCUGCUUAAGCGAGGUGCUUAAUACAGAUUAUGCUUACUCAGUCUAUGGUUCCACAUGCUCACCUUCAAGUAAAUACACAAGGAAAUCAAGUCAACACUCCGCAACCUCCAUUGUCGCAGCUAUAAGAGCAGAUGCUGCAGCAGCAUUACCAGCAAAACAAAAAGAAAGGAUUCAGCUUUUAGAGCAACAACAAAGAAAGGAUCUUGAGGCUCAAAAACGUGAACUGGAAAGACUAAAGGCAGAAAGGGAUAUUAAAGCUGCAAGAGCUAGAUUGCAAAUGUGGUUGUCAGGGUUUGAAGAUAGUAUGUUAAUAGAAUAAAGAACAAAUUCCACUAAACCUAUUGUUGCCUUUUUUGGCCCCAAAUUGUCCCUUAAACAGCAUUGGUCAUUGUGUGUGUGUGUGUGUGUGCGUGUGCGUGUGCGUGUGCGUGCGUGCAUUUUUAAGUGUUUGUGGCAGAUUUGGAUGCCUUGAAAAAAAAACAGGCAAACAUGAAGUUCAUACUCUUACACUUCAAACUUAGACUUUGAUAAGCAGCUAUUAUCAUAAAUUGAUAUAAUUGAAGUGAUUACCUGACCGUGCUCUUUCACUCGAAACCUGUGCACACAUUCACAGCAUUACAAAGAUGCUGAAGAGCCAUUCAUUAUACAGAGGGCCUUUAGAGAAAAACUGGCAAACAAAAAACAUCCCAAAGAUGCAGAGGGAUUAAGAGCAUUUGCUGAUUUUCAUCAGUACUGAGCCACAUGUAUUCUGCAUGGAAGUUCAUCUCUUUGGCGCAGCAUCAGCCUGCUAGUGCUAAUUAUGGGUUGAAACCUCUUGCUAAGGAGCAUGAAAGCCUGUUUCCCCCAUGUUCACAGUCCAUCAUGAAAUACUUCUAUUUUGAUGAUGGUGUUACAAGCAUGCCAACGGUAGACGAAGCUAUUCAGCUUGCAAAGGAAGCUCAGAAAAUCUGUGCUGCAGCCGGUCUGAGACUUGUGCAGAAUUUGUACAGCUUGAGUGAGCUUUAGAGAACUAAACCCUCUCACUGUAUACUGCAUGUGUUGUGCAAAUAAUCAGUGACAUCAGUGAGAGCUUAUCAGAAGAAGUCAAAGAGCAGGUCGCUCCUCAGUUUGCCCUAAAUUAAUGAUUAUACUGCACACAACAUAUAAUUCUAAUAUAUUAAAUAUAUAACAUUUGACAAUAUGCACACUGUAUCAGGUGAAUAGAAACCAUCUGAGAAAGUCUAAAUAUAUAAAUGCUGAGGUAGGGUUCUUCAGCUUUUCUCAUUUAUAUCAGUGAAAAUAUGUGACCAGCUCAAUCAGCAAAACCGGGAAAUAUUGUUACUGAUUAUAACAGUUAACUUGCUUGCAAACUAUUUCCUGCCUCAUCAGGACUGUUUGGAUGUGCUUUGAUCCGAUCCGAUUGAUUGGUUUACAAUAUCAUAUGGAGGGUGCAUUCACAACAACAAGUUGACCAUUAAUCCAAUCUUGUUUGAAGGGUAGAUUGUAUCAAUGUACCAGUUAAUGUAAUGUAACAAAUGUAAUGUAUUGGAUCUUACAUUUUUAAGAAAUGUUCAAAGAAAUUCUGAAAUGUGUGUCUGUGUUUUUACUCA